Messenger RNA from Podarcis lilfordi (Lilford's wall lizard), 24862 nucleotides. The record is from the annotation of a GenBank genome assembly. NCBI's taxonomy places the organism in Eukaryota, Metazoa, Chordata, Lepidosauria, Squamata, Lacertidae.
AAAUGCAGGGGGGAGCAGGUCCUCCCAAGCAGAAGCUUCCCUGUCCUUUCCUGCAAGGGGCUGUUUUUUGUGGUUGUUGCCUCUGCUCUGCCUCUUCUGGGAUCUGGUGAGUCUCUUCUCUCUUCUUGCAUGGGGUGCAUUGGGGAGGGUGCAUGGGGGGCUGGGGGGCUGUUCGGCUCAUGCAGGGGGAGAUCCCCAAGUCAGGGAGCAGAGGGUCCUUCUCUUGCUAAGAGGCAAAGGGACCCCUGACCCUUAAGUCCGGUCAAAGGCAACUAUGGGGUGCAGCGCUCAUCUCGCUUUUCAGGCCAAGGGAGCAGGCGUUUGUCCACAGAGUUUCUGGGUCAUGUGGCCAGCAGGACUAAAUAAUAAUAAUCAGUGCUUUUUUCUGGGGGGACGCAGGGGGACGAAUACCCCUAGACAUUUUCUGAAUCUAAGUUUGGCCUCAUUGAGGGGCAGUAUUUCAAUAUGAGUAGGAAAAUGAGAGUACCCCUAAACAUUUUUAAAGGAAAAAAGGCAUUGAUAAUAAUACUAAUUUAUUACUUAGACCCCGCCCAUCUGGCUGGGCCUCCCCAGACACUCUGGGCGAUUCCCAACAGAAUAUUAAAAACACAAUAAAACAUCAAACAUUAAAAACUUCCCUAAACAGUCUUCUGAAAAGUCAGAUAGUUCUGUAUCUCAUUUACAUCUGGUGGGAGGGUGUUCCACAGGGCAGGCGCCACCACCGAAAAGGCCCUCUACCUGGUUCUCUGUAACCUCACUUCUCACAGGGAGGGAACCGCCAAAAGGCCCUCGGAGGAGGACCACAGUGUCCUGGCUGGACGAUGGGGGUGGAGACGCUUCUUCUGGCACAAUGGGACACCAAGAGGGAAACCAUAGUGCCCAGAAACGCUGUUUACCUUCCCGCUGCAGCAGUACCUAUUUAUCUACUUGCACUGCGUGCUUACGAACUGCUAGGUUGGCAGGAGCAGGGACCGAGCAACGGGAGCUAACCCCGUUGCAGGGAUUUGAACCGCCGACCUUCUGAUCAGCAAGCUCCAGAGGCUCAGUAAAGCCAGAGCGGGAGGCAAGUUCUCAGGAGGUCUGCAACUGUAUUAUUUACCUGGACCCAUACACUUAUUGCCACUUUAGGGAGGGGUCUCUGGAUCAGGGGGAAAAGUGAUGAGUUUAUGGAUUAUUUGAUUUCUAUACCUCUUCAUAUAUUAGAAAAAUCUCUAAGCAGUGCACAGGAAACGAAAGCAAGCACAGACUACGUAAACAAAAAUAUUGCAAAAAUACACAGUUGCAUAUAAAAAUGUUACAUUGAUACAAAGUUACUCAUAUAGAUAAAUAAUGUAAAUCAGUGAAAUUAAUAAACCCCAUUUAUUAACCAGAUGGAAACAUUGGGACAUAAAAUAUACACACACCAAAAAAAUGAAAACCUGACCUAUGCAAAAAAUGAAUAAACACUCUUAGAAUACGGAGGGCAGAGACACAUCCUCACUUAAUAGAGAACUUUUUUCUUCUGACAGUGUGCAAAUUUUAUAACAGAACAAUGUAUUUGCUUUGUAGAAUUUGCCAGCACCUCUCAUUCAGAAUUUGACAGGUGAAAAAGGGGAUCCCUAACAUUCUCUUGGAGGCUUCCUGAGAGCACAGAUGCAUGAGCAAGACUCAGCUGGCCCUGAAGCAGGAAGAGACCAUGCUAUGGAAACUGGGAGCAGUGGGGGAUUCUGGGAAAGCUCUGGGCAGAAGAUCCUGGGAGAGGAGGACACCCUUCGCUCAGAGGUGCAGAGCCGGCAGUUCAGCUGGUUCUGCUUCCAGGAGGCCAAAGGACCCCGAGAAGUUUGCAGCCAACUCUACCACCUUUGCCACCAGUGGCUGAAGCCAGAAAGGCACACGAAAGCUGAGAUGCUGGACCUGGUGAUCUUGGAGCAGUUCCUGGCUGUCCUUCCAGCGGAGAUGGAGAGCUGGGUGAGGGAAUGCGGAGCAGAGACCAGUUCCCAGGCAGUGGCCCUGGCCGAAGGUUUCCUCCUGAGUCAGGCAGAGGAGAGGAAGCAGGUGAGAGAGACUUUCCUCUGAAUGCUCCCAAGGGGCUCAAUAGAUAAGGGAGAGUAUCCCAAAUGCUCUACUAAUGGCCCAUCCUUUGUUUUGGAAAGCAUCCAAGGAGGGAUAUCAGAAACCUCUAAAGUUUUUGCCUCUUUCAUUCUUAUUCUGACCCUCUUCCCUGUUUGGAAUCCUAUUUCAGGGAAAGGUUCUGUUUGCAGAAACGGGUCCUGAUUCCUCUGAGGCAGAGAGGACUUCAUUGGACACCAGAGAGAAGCCGCUGGGUAAGGAGGAAGGAAGUUUUUCUUCUUUUGAUUCCAUACUGUUUAUUUUGAAACUAAUAUUUUGGGAGAAGCCACUUGGGGCCAAGAACCCAAAGGAGAUGAGAUAUAUUUUAGCAUAACUAAAAUAUGAAAUGGGGACAAACUCCCAAAUGCACCUCUGAGAGAAGCAUCCUGCACUCCUGUCUCCCCACUUCCCUUUGUCUCUCACAGGUGAAAGAAGGAUGCCGGCAAGACCUCCUCCUCCAUCUCUUCAUCCUGGUGGAGGGGAAGCAGCGGCUGAGGAACCGGAUCAGGUGGGGGGAAGGAGCCUUGGGGGGAAAGAGGCAGAGGGGUGGGGCAUUGGAAUGCACAAUUAAAAAAAUUCCAUUUAGACAUUAAAAUAAGCAUCCAUAGUCAAAAUGUGUAGUGAAACAAAGCCAUUAAAACAGCACAACAACAAACAGGCAGAAAACAACAGAACAAUGUGUAGUCGAUAUGCUGUCUAAGGGGACGACCUUUUUCUUCUUUCAGGGACCAGUGUGUUUUGAAGAUGUCGCUGUUUGUUUCAUGGCUGAGGAGUGGGCGUUGCUGGAUCCUGCCCAGAGAGCUCUGCAUAAGGAAGUCAUGGAGCAGAAUCAUGGGAUCUUGGCUUCUCUAGGUAAGGUUCCCUCUUGAAUCAUAAUAUUUGUUUGGAAAUUCCAUAAAUAUAUCUAUGUGUGAAGCCUCCCAGAUUUUGAUUGAGCUCAACAGCACCACCUAGAGCAUCUGUGAUUAUAACACCCUCACAGCUCACCUUGAAUGGGGGGCUAUGGAUUCUUUUGUCUGUGGUUAUUAUUUCGCCAUUGAUGCCUUUUUAAACCAUGAUCUGGCUGUUUGAACUACCAUGGACUUUUAAAAUAUAGACUUCAGAGUGGUUAGGGAAUCAUAGAAUCAUCUAGUCCCACCCCCUGCAAUGCAGGAAUCUCAUCUAAAGCAUUCAUGACAGAUGGUCUUCCAACCUCUUCUUAAAAACCUCCAAGGAAGUAAAGUUCAUAACAUUCCAAUGGAGACAGUUCCACUGCUCAACAGCUCUUACCCUCAGAAAGUUAUUUCUGGUAAUUAGUCAGACUCUACUUUCUUGUAACUUCAAGCCAUUGGUUUGGAUCCUACCCUCCAGAGCAGGAGAAAACAAGCUUGUUCCUUCUUCCAUGUGGCAGCCCUUGAGAUAUCUGAAGAUGGCUCUCAUAUCUCCUCUCAGUCUCCUGUUUUGCAGGCUAAACAUACCCAGCUCCUUCAACCGUUCCCCAUAAGGCUUGGUUUCCAGACCCUUGAUCAUCUUGGCUGCCCUCCUCUGCACACCUUCCAGCUGGUCAGCAUCCUUCUAAAAUUGUGGUGCCCAGAACUGGAAACACUAUUACAGAUGUGGUCUGACCAAGCCGGAAUAGAGUGGGACUAUUGCUACCCUUUAUCUGGACACUAGACUUCUGUUGAUGCUGCCUAGAAGAUCAUUCGCCUUUUUUGCUGCUGCAUCACACUAUUGUCUUAUAUUAAGCCUGUGGUCAGCUAAGACCUCUAGAUACUUUCCACAUGUACUACCAUAAGGCCAGGUGUCCCCCAUCCUGUAUUUGUGCAUCUUGUUCUUCCUGCCUAAGUGAAGAACCUGACAUUUGUCUCUGUUGAAAUUCAUUUUGUUAGCUGGGGCCUAGUUCUUCAAUCUGUUAAGGUCAUUUUGAUUUCUGGUUCUUUCUUCUGUGACAUUAACUACCCUUCCCAGUUUGGUGUCAUCUGCAAAUUUGAUUUGCAUCCCCUAAAUUCCUCUAUCCAUGUCAUUUAUAAAGCCAUUGUACAACAACAGAUUCUGACAAUUUUUUUGUUUUUGCUUUUGCUUUUGCUCUGGUCUGUUUUUUGUUGACCAAAGAGAUGACAGACUAGAGAUGGCCCAGAUUCCAUGAUUGAGUCAAACAAAAUCUGUCCCAGAAAAGAACCAGUCUUGUCAAAUCUUAAGUUUCCAUAAAUAUGUCCCUGAAUGCCAGUCAACAAAGGCAGUUAACCGUGAAGUACGUUCUCCCAUCUAACUCCCUUCAGUUCCUCCUCUCUCAAAAGCGUUAAUGAGCUUUGUUCAAUAACAGGGGGCUCCAUUUUUUUCUGAGGCUUUAAUCCAUUUCUCUCUUCAUUGCAGUUCGAGAUGGAUUGGAAAUUAAGAACAAGGGAGACCACGACAAAAUCCACACGGAGAAGCCAUAUCAAUAUUCGGAGUCUGGAAAGAACUUUAGCCAGAGCUCCCAUUCAGUUUCCCAUGAAAGAAGUCCCGUUGGGAACGAACCCUGUCAGUGCUUGGAGUCUGUUAAGGGCUCUCAUAUAAGCACAAGCGUCUGUCGACAUCAGAGAAUUCACAGUGGGGAGAAACCAUAUCAGUGCUUGGAAUGUGGGAAGAGCUUCGUCUGGAAGAUAAGUUUGACUUCCCAUCAAAGAAUUCAUAGAGGGGAGAAACCAUAUCUGUGCUUGGAAUGUGGGAAGAGGUUCAACCAGAGAGCCCAUCUCACUUCCCAUCAAAAAAUUCAUACAGGGGAGAAACCGUAUGAGUGCCUAGAAUGUGGGAAGAGGUUCAGCCAGAGGACCCACCUCAGUUCCCAUCGAAGAAUCCAUACAGGAGAGAAACCAUACCAGUGCUUGGAAUGUGGAAAGGGCUUCAGUCAAAGGGCCCACCUCACUAUCCAUGAAAGAAUUCAUACAGGGGAGAAACCAUAUCAGUGUACGGAAUGUGGGAAGAGCUUCCGUAAGAGUUCCGUUCUCACUAACCAUCAAAGACUCCAUACGGGGGAGAAACCAUAUCAUUGUUUGGAAUGUGGGAAGAGGUUCAAUGAGAAAACGAAUCUAAUUUCCCAUGAAAGAAUCCAUACAGGGGAGAAACCGUAUCAGUGUGUGGAAUGUGGGAAGAGCUUCCGUAAGAGUACUUUUCUCACUUCCCAUCAAAGAAUCCAUACGGGGGAGAAACCAUAUCAGUGUCUGGAGUGCGGGAAGAAGUUCAGUCAGAAGGCCCACCUCACUUCACAUCGGAGAACUCAUGCAGGUGAGAAACCAUAUCAGUGCUUGGAAUAUGGAAAGAACUUCAGUCAUAGCAUCUCUCUCACUUCCCACAAAGAAUUCACAAGGGAGAAACUCUAACUGUCCUUGGAAUGUGGAAAUACCUUUGAAGGAUCAAGCUCACUCCCCAUCAAAGAAGUCACAGCGGGGAGAAUCAUAGGAUCAUGGAGUCAUAGAGUUGGAAGGGAUUCUGAUGGUUAUCUAGCUGAACCCUGUGCAAAGCAGGAAUCUCAGCUAAAGCAUCCAUGACAGAGGACCAUCCAACCUCUGCUUAAAAACUUUCCACUUUCCACCACCUUCUGAUGGCAUCUGUUCCUCAGUCAGAUAGAUCUUACCUUCAGAAGUUCUGCCUGAUGUUUAGUCAGAAUCUCCUUUCUUGUAACUUGGAGCCGUUGGUUGAAGUUCUAUCCUGUGGAGAAGGAGAAAUCACAUCUUCCAUGUGACAUCCCUUUAGAUAUUUGAAGAUGCCUAUCAUAUCUCCAUGCACUCUUCUCUGUGAUAAUCACCCCCAGCUCCCUCAAGCAUUCCUCAUAAGUCUCAGUAUUCAAGACCUCCCUUUUUGUGAUAUUAUUUUAUUUUCCUUAUAGAAAGUUACAUUUGUUAAUCAACAAUUAUAUUCCAAUUCAAUAAAACUAGCAACUUCCCGCUUAAUAAUAAUAAUAAUAAUAAUAAUAAUAAUUUAUUAUUUAUACCCCACCCAUCUCGCUGGGUUUUCCCAGCCACUCUGGGUGGCUUCCAACAAAAUAUUAAAAUACAGUAGUCGGUCAAACAUUAAAAGCUUUCCUAAACAGGGCUGCCUUCAGAUAUCUUCUAAAAGUCUGGUGGUUGUUUUUCUCUUUGACAUCUGGUGGGAGGGUGUUCCACAGGGCGGGCGCCACUACCGAGAAGGCCCUCUGCCUGGUUCCCUGUAACUUGGCUUCUCGCAGCCAGGGAACCGCCAGAAGGCCCUUGGAGCUGGACCUUCCAUGUCUGGGCUGAACGAUGGGGGUGGAGACGCUCCUUCAGGUAUACUGGACCGAGGCCAUUUAGGGCUUUAAAGGUCAGCACCAACACUUUGAAUUGUGCUUGAAAAUGUACUGGGAGCCAGUGUAGGUCUUUCAGGACCGGUGUUAUGUGGUCUUGGCGGCCGCUCCCAGUCACCCGUCUAGCUGCCGCAUUCUGGGUUAGUUGUAGUUUUUGGGUCACCUUCUAAGAUAGCCCUGCUUAAGGGAAGUGUUCAUGCUGCUUCCCUUGUGAUUUAAGAUUCAGGUUUCAGCCCUUGAGAUCUCUCAGGUAUCAUAUCUCCUCUUAGGCUUCUGUUUUCCAGGCUAAACAUACCCAGAACACACCCAAGGCAGAACUGAGUGGUGCUAUGACUUCCAUUGCUCUGCACACCAGACUUCUGUUGAUUCAGCCUAGAACAGCAUUAGCUUUCCCCCCCUGCAGCAUCACAUUGUUGAUUCCUAUUCAGCUUUUCUUCCAUUAAGACCCCUAGAUCCUUUUCACAUGUCCUUACGGCAAGCCAGGCGUCCCCCAUCCUAUAUUUGUGCAGCUGAUUGUUCCUGCCUAAGCGCAGAACCUGACAUUUGCCCUUAUUGAAAUUCAUUUAUUGCCUUCAUAUAUCACCUUCAAGGAGCUCGAGGUGGUGCCACAUAGUUCUCCCCCUCCUUUUGUAAUCCUGACAAUAACCCUGUGAGGUAGGUUAGGCUAUGAAGCAGUAUCUGGCCCCCCAGUGUGGGAAUUUGAACCCAGGUCAUCGUCCAGCCCUCCUUCCAGUAUACUACACUGACUCUCUAAUGAGUCUCUUAGAAAUUGUGCAUGCAUGGGUGUCUGCUUAAAGUUCAGUUGUGGUGUUCUGGUGUUUGUACGCAUGUGUAACAAAGUAAUUAAUAUAAUAAGAACAGUAUAAUAGUAGAUUUAAGGUAAUGAUAGCUAGUGAGGGGUAAAGUGUGAGUUUGGGAUGUUGGGGGGUGAGAGGUGAUUGGCUAAGAGUUUGAAAAGGAUUUUGAAUAAAACAUACAAUCAGGCCUGUGGCUUUGCAUAUCGUCUUAAAUGUGUUUGUGGGAGGGCGGUGAUUGGUUUGUUUCGUUGUAUGAAGGCAGUAUACAAAUUGAAUGAAUUAAAUACAAAAAGUAGUCAUAAGCAAUAAAUAAAACAUUUAAAAAUGCAAAACCAAACCGAACAAUUUCCACAUAAAUCGCAAGAGCUAAAAAAAGCAAAAUAGCCACACAGGUACAACUCCCUAUGAAACAUUUGAAACCAUGUGCUUAUGUAUACAAAGUUAUCUUAAAAACCUAAUUAUUAAAUAAAUCAGCUGUGUUCCAACACACACUUCAUUCUUCACUCCUUUAGGGUGAAGUGUUCAGGGAAGAGUUCUCUGGGGUGUCACUGGGAAUAAAGGGGGUGUUUGGUGGAAGACCCAGUCAAGACCCAGCUCCCAGCUGUGCCCCUUGAAUGCAGUGGGGAGGGGGCGCAGGAGGGGGGGCGCUGCCAGAGCCCCUCUGAGCCAAGGCGGUGGCAGCGCAACACAGGGAGACAAACGAGACCUCUGCAGAAGUAGAGCUCAUCUAGAGCUCUUCAUAAAAGCAAACCUAGCUAUACAGCAAUGUACCAACCAAGCACAAACACAGAUAUGUGGACCCCAUGCCUGGAGCAGCACAGGAAGACCCUGCUGAAACCAUGUUGACUCCCAAACUGACCAAAUGUUUCCUGGGCAAGGAGGGAGGGGGCGAGGGAACCUUCCCAUUGUCUCAGGAAUUGGGAAAUCACCAUCUCAAAGGAAUGGCCAGACUACCAGGAAAGGCAAUCAGAUAAGGCAUCAUCAGAUAACCUGGCAGACAGGAAAAACAACAACAUUCAAAUAUCUGUUGCAGAUCGCCUUUUCUGUGAUGUAGGCAUGAUGUUUGUGGGGGGUGAUCUUGGCUUACACCCCUUCUGUGAUGUAUGUAUGAUGUAUGGAGGGGCGGUCUUGAGCUCCAGGGCAGGGAAUUUAAAAUGUCUGUAUAAGGGCAGGCACGCCUUGGUUCGGGGUCCUCCUCAGGGGCGAGCACCCUGUUGCAGCAGAUCAAUAAAGAUCAGGCUUACUAGCUGCCUUGCUUCUCAAUAUUCUCUGGUUGGCCUCUGUUCUUUUCUCCGACCGAUAGAGAACCUGCAAAUGACUCUCUAAGGGCUCUUGUGUCCCCCAUAAGGGAAGAAGGGCAGAUUUUUGUCUAUUACAGUGCAGUGUUCCCUCAGCCUGCUCUCCUCUCCCUCCUCCUUGGGAGUCCUCUGGACAGCCGCUGCUGCUGCCCUGGUCUCUGAGCUGCCCCACAGAGAGGUGUCUCCUCACGCUGCCCCACAGGGGCCUGGGACUUGUCUGUCCAUUCCUACCAGCAAGGGCUGGCAGAUGGGCUGGCUGGGCUCCCUCGCCCGCUUGCUUGCUUCCUCCGAACCCACUUCAGCUGCUGCUAACCAGCACCCCCUGGCCUGCCCCAGAGGCACCAUUUGUCAGGGGAGCUGGUGACCAAGGCUGCUGCAACAAACAGCUGGGCCAGCCUUUGGGAGGCAGAGACAUAGUAAUAAUAAUAAUAAUAAUAAUAAUAAUAAUAAUAAUUUUUAUUUAUACCCCGCCCUCCCCAGCCAAGGCCGGGCUCAGGGCGGCUAACAAGCAAUAAUAAAAACAAGUUGAAUGAUUACAACUUAAAAAACAAGAUUAAAAUACAACAUUAAAAUAUUGAAACAUUAAAAUAUUAAAAUGUAGCCUCAUCGCAGGAGGAGAAAGGAAAAAAAAAAAGAAAGAGAGGGAGGGAAUCAAAUUGGCUCCAAGCCAAAGGCCAGGCGGAACAACUCUGUCUUACAGGCCCUGCGGAAAGAAAUCAGAUCCUGCAGGGCCCUGGUCUCAUGAGGCAGAGCGUUCCACCAGGCCGGGGCCAGAGUUGAAAAGGCCCUGGCUCUGGUUGAAGCCAAUCUAACUUCCUUAGGGCCCGGGACCACUAGGGUGUUGCUAUUUAUGGACCUUGAGGCUCUCCGUGGGGCAGACCAGGAGGGGUGGUCCCGUAGGUAUGAGGGUCCUAGGCCGUGAGGGCAUCAGAGGAGGGAGUGAACAAAAGAAGGCCAGAGUUGCCUGCAGCACCCCUGAGCAUCACUCAAGGCACCCCAGGGUGCCACAGCACGCUGAUUGAAAACCACUGCGUUAAGUAAUAUGUUUGAAUGUUGAAGGUGUGUGUCUAGAGACAAUGGAUAAGACAAACACCGUUCCAUGUCCUGCUGGACAAGUGUCCGAGUCCAGAGUCCCUCAGCAUGCACCUAGUCAUCUCCACAAGAGACUGAAACUUUCCCUCCAUGACUGAGUUUUGUUGCAUGGUGUGGCUCACACACCUCCCCUUCCUCUUCCAGGAGGGUUCUCAUGUGGCUUGAGGUAAACUUACCUCAUUGUCGCUGACCAGAGUUGUGAGUUUCCUCUGAAACUUGCUGCUCACUGUGGCCAGGUAUUUUCUGAACAUCUCCACUGCUUCACUUUUCUCUUUUAGAAGUACCUUGAGAAAACACCCAGAAAAAUUAGAAUAUACUUCACACACAUCUGCAUACACUACACUCUGGUGCUUUUCUGUUAUACAGUGGUACCUUGGGUUACAAACGCUUCAGGUUACAUACGCUUCAGGUUACAGACUCCACUAACCCAGAAAUAUUACCUUGGGUUAAGAAUUGUCGGCUAUGAUCGUUUUGAAUUCUGAUUCUGUUUUCUAUGGCAUGAGCUGUCCCUCCCAGUUUGGUGUCAUCUGCAGAUUUGUUGAGCAUCCCCUAAAUUCCUUCAUCCACCUCAUUUAUAAAGACUUUGAACAACAUCGGGCCCAGGACAGAACCCUGCGGCACCCCACUUGUCACUUUUUCUAGGAUGACAAGGACCCAUUAUGCAAAACUCUUAACUUCACAUACUCACUCCUGGAAUCUGGACAGGUAGAGAUGGACCAGGAGUGAGACCUUGGGGGUUGGAGCAGGCAGCUCCUCAGUGAAGAUGUAGAUGCAGUGUGUGGUGACUGUGAAAAAAGACAAACUUCACACCAGGGAUCGCUAGGAAAGGAGUGGAAAAUAAAACUGCACUUCCUAUGAUGCCUUCACAGGAAUCUAUGGUGUGACUGCAUUUGGGGCACAAUCUCCAGUCCAGGAAACAGUUUCAGCAAAGGGCCGCCGAAAUGACCAAGGGGGGUGGCCGACUUUCCUAUGGGGAUGUCUAGUUUAGAGGAACUGGACAGAAGUCUGCCUGGCCUGGAGAAAGCGCAGAGAGAGAGAGAGAGAGAGAGAGAGAGAGAGAGCGGGGCUGCGCUGGCUUGCAAAGGGUUAAAAGGCACGAAGCUGGAUUCCUAGAGAGGAGAUCCAGGCCGGGGGGGGGGGCUCCUGAUCCGAAGCCCCUCCCGGCCCAGUGUCUCCUCCGCACGUGCAUCGGUGGUCUCUUGGGAAUCCGGUGGGUCUCUGCUCUUCUUGCCUAGGGUGCAAUGGGGCGAAGGGGGCAGGGGGGUGCAGGGAGGGCCUUCUCAGCCCAUGCACGGGGGGGGGGGCAGGGAGCAGAGGGUCCUGCACCUUCCUUCUCUCCUGGGGGGCUCCUUCUGCAAGAGGGGGGGCAGCUGUCUCUCUGCCCCUCCUGGCCUCGGGUGAGUCUCUCCUCUCUUCUUGCAAAGGGUGCAAUGGGGAGAAGGGGGCAGGGGGAGGGCUGCUCAGCUCAAGCAGCAGGGGGACCCCCAAGUCCGGGGGGGGGGGGCAAGGAGGGGCGCCUGCAGCUCUUCUUCCUCGGCCCUUUGGCGGGGGGGGGGCUGCAAAGAAACCCAGUUCAAAGCACUGAUCAUCUGCAGGGGUUGUCGCCCAGCAGAAACAUUAAAAUGUACGCAAAAAAUAAAAAGCAAAACCUGACCUAUGCAAGAAAGAAAGAAAGUCUGUUGGAAGAGGGGAGGGGGCAAAGAAAAGAAAGCGCUUCUUGGUGCGGGGCAGAGUCGAGCCUGCGGAACUCCCUGCCACUUGAGGCCAGGCUGGGAGCAGGGCGGGGAGGAGGAGGAGGAGGGGCUCUGCUUGGCUUCUGGUCUCCCCAGAGAUGCUGCUGAAUCCCAGCUGCUGGAAGGAGCGCAGGGGAGAGAGGGGCUCUUGCGCCCCAUCCUGCUGGGGGGCUUCCCAUUCAGGCCCCAGUGGGAACGGGAGGGGGGAGUCCGGAGGGGCCCAAGGGCCUGAUCCUGCAGGGCUCCUCUCCUACUCCGAUGCUGAGCUCCUCAGUUGGAGUGAAGCUUCCCUACCACCACUUGUGAAUCAGACAAGGGAGUUAUCGGGACUCCAGGCUGACACUCAUGUGCCCAUUCAGACAUGCAGCCGCUCAGGUGUUCAGGGGAUCUUUAGGACUGAACAGAAAGCCCUGCUGAGAAGCCCUGGAGGUCUCCCCAGCCAAGGAAACUGAGGCAGGAGAGGCCCUGCUGGAAAGAGGAGCAGGAUCCCUUGGGAAGACUCUCUCAGGGAUGCUGGAGUUGAGAUUCCUGCAUCGCAGCGGGUUGGGCUGGAUGACCCUCAGGAGCCCCUUCCAAACCUACAGUUCUCUGACCCCAGAGCCAUUGGAGGAUGGAAGUUUUUAAAUGUUUAUUUAUAUGUUGGAAGCCUCCCAGAGUGGCUGGGGGAACCCAGUCAAAUGGGUGGGGUAUAAAUAGUAGAAUAAUAAUCAUAAUAAUCAUAAUCAUAAUCAUAAUGGAAUAGGAGGGUCCUAUAUUCAUUAGGACCUCAGCGCCUAGGACUUGCCGAUUGCAUGGCCGGCGGUUCGAAUCCCCGCGGUGGGGUGCGCUCCCGCCAUUCGGUCCCAGCGCCUGCCAACCUAGCAGUUCGAAAGCACCCUCGGGUGCAAGUAGAUAAAUAGGGACCGCUUACCGGCGGGAAGGUAAAUGGCAUUCCGUGUGCUGCGCUGGCUCGCCAGAGCAGCUUCGUCACGCUGGCCACGUGACCCGGAAGUGUCUCCGGACAGCGCUGGCUCCCGGCCUCUAGAGUGAGAUGAGCGCACAACCCUAGAGUCUGGCAAGACUGGCCCCUACGGGCAGGGGUACCUUUACCUUUUUAUAUUCAUUAGAGAAAUGUUGGAGGGUAUGCAGUCAAUCUUCUUUUGAAAGAUCUGGACUUUGAACAAUCUUUUCGUGUAAUUAAAAGUAAUCCUGCCUUUGCUCUGCUAAAUAGUGUAUUUUUUGCUCUACAAGACUCACUUUUUGCCUCCUAAAAAGUAAGGGGAAAUGUGUGUGCGUCUUAUGGAGCGAAUGCAGGCUGCACAGCUAUCCCAGAAGCCAGAACAGCAAGAGGGAUUGCUUCUGAGAUUCAGAAUAUUUUUUUUCUUGUUUUCCUCCUCCAAAAACUGGGUGCAUCUUGUGGUCUGGUGUGUCUUAUAGAGCAAAAAAUAUGGUACUUUGCAGCAUGGAAAUGGUGACGGUGAUGAUAAUUCUUCAAUAAUAAUAAUAAUAAUUCCACUGCAUCGUUUUUUCUUUUUUAAUAUUUUCUUUUAAAGAUUUUUUGUUUGCAUUCAUACCAAUAUAACAAAACAAUAUAUUUUGGAGGUUCUUGACCCCUGGACUUCCCCCCACCCCCUCUACAUUAUUUUCUCUGUGCUCAGCUGAGGUGCCUGUGGCUCAGCUAUUCAUGCCUGUUGCUUGGGAAUUUUAGGCCUACUCCUGGUUCCUGCAUUUAAUAAUAAUAAUAAUAAUAAUAUUUAUACCCCACCUGUCUGAGUAGGUUUCCCCAGCCACUCUGGGCGACUUAUUCUGCUGGGCUAAGUCAUUACCUAAAAGUAUUUGCACAUCUCUCUCUUCCCAGACUCCUCUUGAGGGGUUGUUGGUUUUUGUUGUUUUUAUUGUAUAUUUUGUGUUUUUAAUAUUGUGAUUUUAUGUUGUGAGCACCCUGAGACCUGUGGGUAUAGGAUGGUAUACAAAUUAAACAAAUUAAUUUGAUAAAUUUGAUCAGCAAAGUGUUGAAUUGAGCCUCAUCAUAAUCCUACAUAUUUUUAUGUGUUUGUAAGUUGUCCCUGCAGCUAUGAAUGAAAACAAAUAAAGGCACUAGAGGACUAAUCUGCAUGGUAUUAUUAUUAUUUUAAAAUCCAAAGUUCACAAGCUAAGAAACUGGUUUCUCUGGUGGCAGAUAAAAAAAUUAAGUAUAACUUGUCUUUGCAUCCUUGAUGGAACUGUCUUAAACAAAAUCUGCGCCGACGUUUUAAAAAACUGCACCAGAGUUUCUGAGCUCCUCUCAGCAGCUUCCAAAUGCAAGAAUUAUCAGAUUUAAGGCAUUUGUAUUCACGUCUGUGAAUGUGGGUUCAGGCUGACACAAGUGGGAAUAGUUCCUGGCAUUUCAUAAAAUGAAAUUCAAUUAAAUGAAUAAAAUAAUAAUAGUUCCUGCCUCCUUCGCCUCAGCCUCCAGGCCACCAUUUCCCUGCCAGAUUCUGGCCUCUCUUUGCACCAUCUUGGCCUGGAUUCAAGUCCCCUCAGAUCCCUCAAUCCCCUCAGCCCCUCCUUGGCUGCCAUUAUUAUUAUUAAUAUUAUUAAUUGCAUUUAUAGUCCUCCCCAUAACUCUCUCCCCGGCCAGCUCUGCUCCGCUUGACCAGCGUCUCUGGGCUGAACUGAUUAUUUCCGUUUUCUCCCCUUUGGGGCAACAGAGUCCUUUCCAAACCAAGCAGAAAGGCUCCUUCUUCCCUCCAUUUUCCCGCCUGGUCUCUGGGAAUUUCCCCUUUUUCCCCCUGAGGGAAUUCAUUUCUCCCUUCUCUGCCCUCAGCUGCAUCUCCUGUGCCUGAGGGACAUUUCUUUUUGGGCCUCUUUUCUAGGUCUCACUUUCUGCAUCUUCCGCCUGAGUUUUGGCUCACAAUAUUUGACGUUUUCUCUUCAGCGCAGCCUCUUUUUCCUUGUCCGCCUUUUUCCCGCCAACUGAAUCUGUUUUCUUCAAAGCCUGAGCUUCUCUGUCAGGUUUGGGUUUCCUCCAUUUUGUCUCCUGACUGAAAUUCCCUCAGAGGUUUUUCCUCCGUUUCUGCUUCUGCCUGACUCGCUCUUCCCUUCAGGAGUCCUGGGUCACGGUGGGGCCUUCUCCUCACAGAACUCUCUUUCCCUCACAAAAUAGACAACUUUCUGCAGGAAUUCAUUCUCCUCCUGAGUUAUACUUCCUGUCAUGACUCUUCCACCAUUUGAGGCAAACCCUCCAACUCUCUAGGACUCCUAGAGAUAUAUAUAUAUUUAACCACCACAGGUUCUCUCUUGGAUUUUGUGUGAGGGAAACCUUAGAUGCUUGGAGACUCAGGGAGACGUUGAACGGAUAAGAAAGGUUUUAUUUACAAAACCAAGUUGGUAAAACAAAGAAGGGUCAGGAGUUGUGUCCUUUCAGGAAACAGUGAACUUAUGAAUGACACUAAACCUAAAGAGCUUUCAGGCCUUAAAACAAAGAAGUAAACGCCCAGCUUCUCUUCAACUUCUCUGGCUAAAAAUCAAAGGUAGAUGUUCCACUUUCUAGAAGAGGAGGUGAAAUGCUUCACUCGGUUCCUCUUUCCUCCCUCUCAUUCCUUUACUCAGUUCUGAGUUCAAUCCUUUGGACGCAGCCCAGCUUCCUUCUCUGCUUAAAACUGGGGCUCCCUUUCCGUCACUUCCCCUCUCUCUUGGCAAUCCCACUCCUCAGGGGUUUCCAAAUAGCAACGCAUAUCUGGCUCUGCGGGGGUUAAGCGGUGUAACACUAUUAUUAUUAUUAAUAUUAUUAAUUUAUAACCCACACUUCCCCUUAAGUUCCCAGGGAAGAGGACACCAUUAAAACCAUUUAAAACAAGUUGCAGUGACAGAAAGAAACUGAGUUGUGCUUUACUUGCUUUUUAGCACUUUCCUACCCACAUGAACCUUAGUCUCAUGCAUGUGGCCCUCUGGGGCUUGGCCAGAUCAGGAUUUGGCCCUCAGAACAAGAAAAAGGGAUCCCACCCCAGGAGUCUGUCUGGAGAUGUUGGAGAUGCAAAGUGCUAGAAGCAGAAAUGUGUCCUGAAGGGGCUGGGAGGGAGAGCAACUCUUGAGGAGCCCAGGAUGAGGACCCUCAAGAGAGACUAGUGUCCACACUUGGAACAAAUGAUUCACUUCUCCAUCACUGUUCUGCUUCUAUCCCUGGGCUGAAAACACCGAGAGGCAGGAGCCUCCAGGCUCCUUCGUCGGACAGAAAUCUCUUCCGUUGCCUCCACUUUUGGCCUGGUCACUUUCCUUCCAGGAGAGCAAGAGGAUUUCUUCUUCUUCAUUCUUCUUCCUUUCCUUCUUAAAUAAAGCUCAGAGUCUGGCCUGUGAUGUAGUCAUACUCUGGUUCCUAGCAAGACUCAUCCACACUUGCUCAGAGAACCUUUCUAUUCUCCUGACAGCGGGUCAAUUUUAUAACAGAACAAUAUAUUUCCUUUGUAGAAUUUGCCAGCACCUCUAAUUCAGACAGUCAGAACUUGACCAAAGAAAUAAUGGAUUCCUUCCUAAAGAUGCAUGAGCAAGACUCAGCUGACCCUGGAGCAGGAAGAGGCCAUGCUAUGGAAACUGGGAGCAGUGGGAGAUUCUGGGAAGGCUCUGUGCAGAAGAUCCUGGGAGAGGAGGACACCCUUCGCUCAGAGGUGCAGAGCCAGCAGUUCAGGCAGUUCUGCUCCCAGGAGGCCAAAGGACCCCGUGAGGUUUGCAGCCGACUCCACCACCUUUGCCACCAGUGGCUGAAGCCAGAAAGGCACACGAAAGCUGAGAUGCUGGACCUGGUGAUCUUGGAGCAGUUCCUGGCUGUCCUUCCAGCGGAGAUGGAGAGCUGGGUGAGGGAAUGCAGAGCAGAGACCAGUUCCCAGGCGGUGGCCCUGGCCGAAGGUUUCCUCCUGAGUCAGGCAGAGGAGAGGAAGCAGGAGGAGAAGAAGCAGGUGAGAGAGACUUUCCUCUGGAUGCUCCCAAGGGGCUCCAAACAGGAGGGAGAAGAUCCCUAAAUCCCAUCCUUUUUUUUGUCCCAGCCAUUCCUUUUCAAACCCAUCUCCACAUUCUCUAAUUGCUCAUCCUUUUCCCUUUUUUAAACAUUCUCUACAUUCUCUAUUACAAAUUCUUGUUGCUCUUUCAGGAAAAGGAUCUGUUGGCAGAAACGUGUCCUGAUUCCUCUGAGGCAGAGUGGACUUUGUUGGACACCAGAGAGAGGCCGCUGGGUAAGGAGGAAGUUUUUCUUCUUUUGAUUCCAUUCUGUUGAUUCUGAAACUAAUCUUUUGGGAGAAGCCACUUGGGGCCAAGAACCCAAAGGAGAUGAGAUAUAUUUGAACAUAACUAAAAUAUGAAAUGGGGACAAACUCCCAAAUGCACCUCUGAGAGAAGCACCAUGCACUAUUGGCUCCCCACUUCCCUUUGUCUCUCACAGGGGAAAGAAGGAUGCCGGCAAGAUCUCCUCCUCCAUCUCUUCAUCCUGGUGGAGGGGAAGCAGCGGCUGAGGAACCGGAUCAGGUAGGAAGAAGGAGUCUUGGGGGGAAAGAGGCUGAGGGUGAGGGACAGAGGGCAUUUCUGAGACAGAACAAAUCUCUCCCCUCCGCAUUGCUUCUGUCAAAGCUGCCCUUAACAAAGGCUGAAAAGGCCAUUAAUGAAGGGUUAUGCUCUGAGGAUAAUGAGUUGCCAAUUCACCUUAACUCUGAAUGUCGCUAGUAUUAUUUCUUACAAAUUGUCUUUAGGACAUCUGGAUAGUCUUUUCAUUCCAGAACAAAACUUAGGGAGAGGAGAGAGGGAUUCUUCCAUUUGGCAAACUGGAACCCUUGCACAGAGACAAUGAUCUGAAUAAAACAACAUGGAGUUCAUUAAAAUAAGCACCAAUAAUCCAAAUGUGCAGCAGACCAAUCCUAUUAGAACAACCCAGGCAGGAAGCAAAAGAGCAACGUGCAGGAAAUGAUUUUUAUGCUGCCUAAGAGAAGGAUCUUUUUCUUUCAGAGCUCAGUUUCUUUUGAAGAUGUCGCUGUUCAUUUCACGGCUGAGGAGUGGGCGUUGCUGGAUCCUGCCCAGAGAGCUCUGCAUAAGGAAGUCAUGGAGGAGACUUGUAGGACCAUGAUCUCUCUGGGUAAAGUUCCCUCUUGGGUCAUAAUCUCUGUUUUGGAAUUCAGGAGAUAUUUCUCUGGGACAAUCCUCCCAUAUUUGGAUGGAUCCCAACGUUGCCACCUAGAGCACCUGGGAUUCUCACCCCCACAGCUCACCCUGCAUGGAGGGCUGGGGACUGUUUUUUCUGUGGAUAUUGUUCCUCUGCUUCUCUCUUUUUGCACAAGGAUCAGGAUGUGGAUAGGCUUUCUGAUUGUUUUGAAACAAUCAGUUGUUCCAUAUCCAGUUCUAACUGUAGCUUCUGGCUUAGGAACAGCUUUCUUUCUUUCUUUCUUUCUUUCUUUCUUUCUUUCUUUCUUUCUUUCUUUCUUCCCUUCAUACAGUUGUAAAGCUAUGGACUUUUCUUCAUCUACUGCUGACUCAGGUUUUUCCCCAACAGAUUCUGCCCAUUCUCUCAUCUGCAGUCUCUCAAACCUCUCCAACCAUUCUGCACAUUUCGUCUCUUAGCUGUUGGUUAUGACAUAUCAAAAAUCAAAAGGCAUUCAUUGUUAUUUUUGCUAUGAUUUACUAAUUAUGAUCUAUUAGUUCUCCUCCCUUGACUGUCUCUGCUUCUCUGCACUUAUAAAUAGUUACCGUCGGUUUUCAGUCCGUUUCACAUAGAAAAAACAAACAGAACGGAGAUUUACAAACAGUGUAGCUUUGAAGCUAAAGGCAAAGUUUCAGAACUAUAUAUUCAUUUUAAUCUUUUGAAAUCAGCAGUACUUAGUUUUGAGCUUUUUUGAGAUAUUUUCCAGACCCAUUUAGAAUUCUGUCAUUACCCAGUAGUUUAAUUCUCCCCUGCACGCUAGGUAAUUGGUAGACAGAGAAUCCAAUUCAUAUUCAAAAAGACUUCUGACCUUGCAGAUGGAGUUGGUUUGAUGAUUGAGUCAAAGAAAUUUCAUCCCAAACAAGAACAAGCUUUUUGAAUCUGAAUUUCCCAUAAAUAUUUCUUUCUUAGGCUCUGAUUUGUUCCUCUCUUCAUUGCAGUUGAUGAUGAAUCAGAAAUUAAGAACAAGGGACAACACAACAAAAUCCACACAGUGGAGAAGCCAUAUCAAGAUUUGGAGUGUGGGGAGAACUUCAGUCAGAGCUCCCAUGCCACUUCCCAUCAAAGAAAUCCUAUUGGGAAGAAACCCUAUCCGUGUUUGGAAUGUGGAAAAAGCUUCAGUGACAGCAGCAAUCUCGCUUCCCAUCAAAGAAUUCAUACAGGGGAGAAACCAUUUCAGUGCUUGGAAUGUGGAAAGAGCUUCAAUCACAGCUCACAUCUCAAAGCCCAUAAAAGAAUUCAUACGGGGGAGAAGCCAUAUCAGUGCUUAGAAUGUGGGAAGAGCUUCAGUCAGAGCAGCCCUCUCACUUCUCAUUUAAGAAUUCAUACAGGGGAGAAACCAUAUCAAUGUUUGGAGUGUGGAAAGAGCUUCAGUCGGAAGAAUAGUCUUACUUCCCAUCAAAGAAUUCAUACAGGAGAGAAACCAUAUCAGUGCUUGGAAUGUGAGAAGUGCUUUACUACGAGAAGUGACUUUCAUCAACAUAAGAGAAUUCACAGUGGGGAGAAACCAUAUCAGUGCUUGGAAUGUGGGAAGAGCUUCAGUCAGAGGGCCAAUCUUAAGUCCCAUCAAAGAAUUCAUACAGGGGAGAAGCCAUAUCAUUGUUUGGAAUGUGGGAAGAGCUUCAGUCGCAGCUCUUAUCUCACUUCCCAUCGAAUAAUUCAUACAUGGGAGAAACCGUAUCAGUGCUUGGAAUGUGGAAAAUUUUUCACUACAAGCAGAUACUUCCGUCUACAUCAGAGGAUUCACAGUGGUGAAAAACCAUAUCAGUGCUUGGAAUGUGGGAAGUUCUUCACUACAAGCAGAUACUUCCAUCGACAUCGAAGUAUUCACAGCGGAGAGAAACCAUACCAGUGUGUGGAAUGUGGAAAGAGCUUUUCCAGGAAGGACAGUCUCACUUCUCAUCAAAGAAUUCAUACAGGGGAGAAGCCGUAUCAGUGCUUGGAAUGCACAAAGUGCUUUGCUGCAAGAAAAGAGUUAUGGCGACAUAGGAGAAUUCACACUGGGGAGAAACCAUUUCAGUGCCAAGAGUGCGGAAAGAGAUUCACCUUCAAGCAAACUCUCACUUCCCAUGAAAGAACUCACAGCGGGGGAAAUCCUGGAAUUAUAGAAUAGUAGCUUUAGGAGGAAUCUUGAGGGUCAUCUAGUCUGACCAAUGCAAUGCAUCUUCUUGAUGUUUAAUCAGAUUCUUCUUUCUUGUUAUGUUCUUGUGGGGUUACAUGGUUCUUCAUCUCCUUUUCAAUCACUGUGAGUUAGGUUAGGCUCCCCAAGGCUGUCCAGUGAGCUUCAUGGUCAAGUAGGGAUUUGAACCCACGUCUCCCAGGGUGUAGUCGAAUCCUGUAGGCCAGGGGUGGCCAACUUCCAAGAGACUGCAAUCUACUCACAGAUUAAAAAACUGGCAGUGAUCUACCCCCAUUUUUAGGGGUUCAGGUCAAAGCCCCAUUUUUAGGGGGUUUGGGAGGCAUAAGUUGGUUGGCUUUCGGGGGGGCACAACAUUUUUACAUUAUUUUGGGGUCAAAGAGAAACAGUAGCUCACCGAAGGAUGACAGCGGGGCAGGGCAAGGUAGCGAUCAACAACGAUCUACCAAAACCUUGCAAUCGACCUGUUGGACAUCCCUGCUCUAGGCAAUAUACUACACUGGCUCUCCCAUGAGGCUCUUAGAAAUUGUUUGUGCAUGUCUGGUGUUUGUAUUUAAAGCUGUAUACUCCUCUAGCAAAGUAAUUUAUGAAUGUAAAGAAACUGAAGGUACAUUUUUUCACCUUUGGUGGACGUGCCCAAAGAUUAAGGCUUUCUGGGAAAUGAUAUAUAAUGAAUUAAAAAAGGUAUUUAAGUAUACCUUCCGUAAGAAACCAGAGGCCUUUCUCCUGGGCAUAGUCGGCCAAAUGGUGUUAAAAAAGGAUAGAACUUUCUUUAUGUAUGCAACAACAGCAGCAAGAAUACUCAUCGCAAAGUAUUGGAAGACACAAGAACUUCCCACGCUGGAGGAAUGGCAAAUGAAACUUAUGGACUAUAUGGAACUGGUGGAAAUGACUGGUAGAAUCCGUGACCAGGGAGAAGAGUCGGUGGAGGAAGAUUGGAAGAAAUUCAAAGACUAUCUUCAGAAACAUUGCAAAAUUAAAGAAUGUUAGAGUGAUGUUGGACUGAAAAUAAGCGGUUUCCAGCUGUACAGGUUAAAGUUAAUGAUAGACUAAGAUUAAGAUUAGGAUUAAAGAUGUUUAAAGAAAUAGAAAUUUGACAAUUAAGAGGAAAAUUUUUAAUGUUAUAUUAUACUAAGAUUAAAGAUUAGGUUUAAAGAAGUUGUAGUUAUAUAUUAAAAUAUUAUAUUAAAGUUAAAUAUUUGGGUUUAAAAAGUUGAAAAGAAAUUGCUGGACAAACAAUUUGGAUUGGAAUACAAAAGAAGGAAGUAUGAGGAAGUCCAGAAAAUAAGUAAACUAAAAAAAACGGAAAUGGAAAAGAGAUAUUGUUUUUAAUUGUUAUGUUUUUUGUUUUUUAUUGAUGAAUUGUGGUUUUUUUGUGCGUUUUUGUUAUUAUUUUUUUGAGAUAUGUAUUGUGUAUGUUUUUCUUUUCUUUUUUUGUUGUUUAAAACUUUAAUAAAAAUUAUUUAUAUAAAAAAAAGCAAAGUAAUUUAUGUAAUAAUAGUAAAUCAACUAAUAUAUUAUAAUAGAUUUAAGGUAAUAUUAGCUGGGGGGAGGGGCUGUUGAUUGGCUGAGAGUUUGGAAGUGUGUUUAAGUAAGUACAACUUAACAGUCAGGCCUUUGGCCAAUUAAAUGUUAUCCUUUGAAGUCUCUUUGUGGGAGGAGAAUAUUGGUAUGUUUCAUUUUUGUUUUUAUUAUGUACCGUAUUUUUCGCUCCAUAAGGCGCACCUAGUUUUUAGAGGAGGAAAACACGAAAAAAAAUAUUUUGAAUCAAAUGUUGUACUAAACUAUUUAAAGUAGCAAAGCGGGCGGCUCCUGUCCGCUUUGCUGCUUUAAAGCGAGCCUCAGAGGAGGGAAGGAAGGGGAACCAUGGCUUAUCUAAGUCCAGUUAAUAAUGCUGAGCCUGACUUUAUAUGAAUCUCAAAGCCCUUGACAUAUAUACAUUAUAAUGACAAGCUGAGAUAGGCCUCCUGCAGAGGAGCAGGGGAGGGAGCCAUCAUAGCUCAAUGGGGAGAGCAUGGAGAAGAUCCCAAGUUCAGUCCUUGAAAGCUUCUCCGGGUAGGGCUGAGGGUGGGUCUCCUGAAACCCAGGUGAGCCUCUGCCCAUCAGUGAAGACAAAACUGAGCUCAGUGGGCUCAGGGGUCCUGAUGUGGUACUCUGUUCCUGUUUAAAUUAGCCUUUUCUUCAGAACCAUGAGGACUACAAUCUUAGUUUUUUUUUAAAAGGGAACAGCUGUAACCUCAGUGGCUUUGCAUGCAGAACACCACACGUUCAAUCCCCGGCUUCUCCAGGCCUGAAACUCUGGCAAACUUCUGCCAGUCAGUGUUGCCAUUACUAAGCUAGAUGGAGUAGUGGGUCUGACUCCUUAUAAGGCAGCUUCCUAGGUUCCCAUUUUUGCUUCAGAUCUGAGUGUGAGGCUUGCUGUCAUGUUUAGUGUGGCAAGGGUGGUUCUUUGCACAUCUGGAAGAUGACUGUGUCACCUCCCACCACCCUCUUGAAGGUGCUUUUACAGCUCAGGGAAAAGGGCAGGCAGCCACAGCAUCUGUAGACUGUAGCAUCCUGAAUUAAGGGAGGGAGGGAUUCCCCUUGCAGCCAAAGGAUUGUUGGAGGCCACCAUGAAAGAGCUGAUCUUCAGCUUGAAACCAGGACUUGCUCUUUCACUAUGCUGCUCCUCCAGCUGCCAAUGCCAUCCAUGUGUGUGCAUGUUUUCGUCUUUAAAUAAACAGCCCAUGCAAGUUUCCAGCUCUUAUGGCCAUCAAGAUUAGCCUGGCCGUCUCAGUGGAAAUCUGGGGAGGCUGAGGUGGACUUUCCAGUGGUCAAAGUGUGGUUGUGUCUUCCUGCCCAGCAUCUAUUUCCUGCCCUCUUCCCCCGCACCCUGCUUCGAAGUAAGCCACGGAGGAGGGAAGGAAGCGGAGCCAUGGAUCCUCUGCUCGCAACUGCAGCAGAUUCCCUCCGCUUUGAAGCAGGAAAGUGGGAGAGGAGCUUCAAAGGGAGCCCGGGAGGAGGGAAUCUGCUGCAGCCACUUCCCUCCUCCGUGGUUGCUUUGAAGCAGGAAAGUUGGAGAGGAGCCGCUUACACCUGCUUACACGCUUACGGGUGUAAGCAGCUCCCUUCCCAUUUUGCCAGAAAACAGGGAAUUGUGGUUACGUCCUCAACAGAAGCUGAGUACUGUGCAUUAGCAGAACUAUGUAACAAAAUGAAAUAUUAUGUACAGAUCCUCAAUGACUUAGGUGUGAAAUGUAAUUAUCCAGUACAAGUGGGGGAGGAUAAUUAAGCAGUAAUCUCAUUGGUGGGUUCUGAGCAGUUUAAAGGCAAAACAAAACAUAUUGAAAUUAAAUAUCAGAAUGUAAAAUAAAAUGUGAAAGAAAACCUGAUAAUGUUGAAGUAUUGUGCAAGUAAGCAAAACACUGCAGACAUUUUUUACAAAACCUGUCCGUUUGAAAAACAUGCAGAACUGGUCACAAUGCUGGGAAUUGUAUUACAUGAUAUGUGAAUAUGUUUGUAUAUGUUUCAUAAUCCUGUAUCUGUUUCUGUUCGAAUGAGAAGGGGUGUUAGGAAUACAUUCUUUAAAGAAACAGAUAAGGUUCCUUUAAGUUAAAAAAGCAUUACAGCAGUUUCUUCAAUGUGUGGGAGUGCCAGCUUAACUGGAGUCAGCUGGAGAUGCAGUUAAAAGGAGAAGCUGUGAGUUUGCAAUUUGAGGCAGGACUGUUUAUCAUAAGAUUAAAAGUAUACCAUGCCAAUGAAGGAGAAGAACUGUAAAUAGUUUUGUAAAUAGUAGCAACUAACAUGUUUGUAGUACCUGAAAAUGUUUGCAUAAAGUAAUUCUUCACUGUGCAUCCGAGUGUGUCUGCAGUUCUGUCGUCUGCCGCCAGGGAAACUCUGCUAGAGCUUUGGGAAGCAGUUAUAGUUGGUAACCUCUAAUACCCUGUUUGAUCAUAAUACACAUUUUGAAAUUCCAUACAUAAAUCUCUAUGUGAUGAAGCUCCCAGAUUUUGAUAGAGCUCAACAGCACACCUUCGGCCCCAGGGAUUCAAAUCCCCCCACAGCACACUUUGCAUGGAUGUUUGUAAAGGCUGUUUGCUAAACACAAUAAACCAAACGGACUCACUUUGCAUGGAGGGCCAUCUACUGAUUUGUUGUGAAUAUGCUUCCUCCAGUUAUGUCUUUUUAAACAAGGAUCAGGCUGGUCUGAACUGCCCAGUCCUUUUUAAAAUGUUGGCUUCAGAGUGGUUAGGGAAAUGGAAGUAGCUUCUGGCAGAUUUUUUUUAUUUUGGCUAUGUGUUUCUGGUUGACCCAAAAAGAUGGCUGACCUAAGAGGUGGAGCAGAUUUCAUAAUUGGGCCAAACAAAAUCCAUCCCAGAAAAUAGGCUUUUCAAAUCUAAGGUUGCCAUAAAGAUGUCCCUGAAUGCCUGUCAAUAAAGGCAAUGAACCCUGAAGUAACACCCUCUGAUCUAACUCCUCUCAGUUCUUCCUCUCACAAGCGUUAAUGAGCAUUUUUCAAUAAUUGGCGGCUUCAUAGCUUUCUGACGCUCUGAUUCAUGUCUCAUUUCAUUGCAGCUGGUGAUAAAUUGGAAAUUGAGAGCAAAGGAAACCAUGAAAAAAUCUACAUGGAGAAGCCAUAUGAAUAUUCAGAGAGUGGAGAGAACUUCACUCAGAGCUCCCAUUCUACUUCUGAUAAAAGAAAUCCCUUUGGGAUGAAACCAUUUAAGUGCUUGGAAUGUGGAAAGAGCUUCACCCACAAGAAAAGUCUCACUUCCCACCAAAUAAUUAAUAAAGGGCAGAAACUGUCCUUAAAAUGCACAAUGGGCUUUACUGCAAGAAAAGCACUUCUGUGACAUCAAAGACUUCACAAUGGGGAAAAACCAUUUCAAUGCCAAGAGUGCGGAAAGAGCUUCGCCUUGAAGCAAACACUCACUUCCCAUCAAAGAAUUCAUAUGACGGAGACACCCUAAUAGUGCUUGAAAUGUGGAAAAAACUUCACCUGGAAUGAAAGUUUCACUUCCCAUCAAAUAACUUGCAGCCAGGAAUGUAAUAGAGUUAUAAGAUUGUAGUGUUGGAAGGGACGCUGAGGAUCAUCUAGUCCAAUCCCUGGCAAUGUUGUGAUGUAGUGCCUGAUCCUCAAGGUUGCCCAGUGAUCUUCAUGGCUGAGAAGGGAUGCCAGAUUUAAAAUUAUAUUAUGAGGCAUCCUGUCUCUGCUGGCUAAAGGAAUGGAUAACAUUGAAAAGUACAGAUAUUUUAGACCUGGAAGGUCACGAUAAUAGAUUUGGAAUAGAUUUGGAUUGCUUGCAUAUUUAUGAUAUGAGAAGAC